Molecule: messenger RNA, 1128 nt
Organism: Camelina sativa (false flax)
Lineage: Eukaryota; Viridiplantae; Streptophyta; Magnoliopsida; Brassicales; Brassicaceae
Source: RefSeq, a predicted model, not a curated record
AUGGCCUCCAAACAGAUCAUAAUCUCUCCCUAUGUUAACAUUAGUGAGAUCAAUCCUGCUCUAGAUCAUUAUAAGAUGAGGGUUCGUGUGAUAAGACUUUGGAAAGCAUUCAAAUCGCUGCAGAUGGUUUUAGUCGAUGCAGAGGGUACGAGGAUUCAUGCGUCUAUUGAGGAUGCAUUGGUGAAGAAAUUUCAUAACCAGCUUAAUGUUGGUGAAUCGAAAAUAAUCGAUACUUUCAGUUUGGUGGAUUAUGACGAUGUGAUGGGCCAAAUUGUUGGAGUUGGUUCUCUAGAUAACGUUAAAAUUAAAGGAAAGGACAACUUGAAGAUAAGUUUUGACUUGCAGAAUAUAAGUGUCGUUGAACUGGUUCAAACUGAUGGCGAAGCAAAGCAUGUACAACCAAAGGUAACUUUGUAUGAAGAGUUUUUCAUGAUAAAUGAAAAGAAGACUAUCGACGAUAUCCUGUAUUCACUCGAGGUACGAACAUGUGUGACUAUUGGAACGAUCUGUUCGGUGGAAAACGUGCCUAAGUGGUACUACAUUGCAUGCAAAGUUUGUAGAAAGAAAGUUCAACCAUAUCCAUUAGAAUCGGACAAGGGUAAACAACAUGUAUAUAGUUGUGGUGUUUGCGACGACAAUGUGAAGGAAGUCGAUUAUAAGUAUAAACUCAUGCUGCAUGUUUCCUAUGGAACGUCUCCAAAAAUUAAGCUGCUAUUUUUUUAUGGUCUAGCUCAGAUUUUUGUUGGUAAAAAGGCUGACGAGUUGGUAACACAACUAGGCGAGGACGAUCUUAACAUCAUGCCCGUGUCUCUUUCUGCUCUAAUUGGGAAGACUAUGCUCUUUAAGCUUUCUAUCACAAAUGAUAAUUUGAAGAGUGACAGGGCUUCUUAUGUUGUUGAAAAGUUUUGGGAGAAGGAUGAUAUGGUAAAUCAGUUUGUCAAGGAAACUUACGGAAAGGUUCAUAAUGAUAACCAAGAAAUAGAACCAGAUGAACAAGUUCUUCAACUUACGUCAGAUGAAACAAUAUCACUUUCGACAAAGAGAGAGUUGCCUGGAGUCAAUGAAGACAUCGUACGAGGUCAUAGCAUGACUACUAGAAAGAAGAUCAAGACUGAAAAUCAAACAUAA